Molecule: messenger RNA, 589 nt
Organism: Triticum urartu
Lineage: Eukaryota; Viridiplantae; Streptophyta; Magnoliopsida; Poales; Poaceae
Product: zinc finger A20 and AN1 domain-containing stress-associated protein 10-like
Molecular function (GO): DNA binding; zinc ion binding
Source: RefSeq, a predicted model, not a curated record
UGCGCUGCGAAAUCUCCAACCGAGGCCAUCGCGAGCAAUCGAUCGCCCCGGCGGAGCACGUACGUGCGCGCGAGACCUGCUCGAUCGACAACUCGCUCGAUCUCUCGCUCGACAACAUGGAGGCGAGGCAGCAGGCCGGCGGCGCGGCCCUGUGCGCCAGCGGCUGCGGAUUCUUCGCCGGCGCGGCGACAAACGACCUCUGCUCCAAGUGCUACAAGGAACAGCAGCUGCUGGACGUGAUGGCCUUUGAUGGCGCCGUCAUGUCCGGCCUCCGGUCGCUGACCAUUGCAUUGACGAAAGCCGGAGGUGAGGAGGAGACGCCCGAGAAGACGGUGAAGAACCGAUGCAGCGCGUGCCAGAAGAAGGUGGGGCUGCUGGGAUUCGCCUGCCGGUGCGGGGCCACCUACUGCGGCGCGCACCGCCACGCCGAUGCGCACACCUGCUUCUUCGACUACAAGGCAGCCGGCCGCGAGCAGAUCGCGCGCCAGAACCCGCUCGUCGUCGCGCCCAAGAUGGCCAGGAUUUGAGCGCUUCUAUCCACGACAUGUAUUGUAAUUGUAACCCAGGGCUGACUCCUGCGAGAGACCCU